This is a messenger RNA of Drosophila ficusphila, 8285 nucleotides long. RefSeq names its product dedicator of cytokinesis protein 9 (gene Ziz). The record is from RefSeq and is a predicted model, not a curated record. Bases 723 to 7634 code for a protein of 2303 amino acids. Gene Ontology annotation, biological process: positive regulation of GTPase activity; small GTPase-mediated signal transduction. Gene Ontology annotation, molecular function: guanyl-nucleotide exchange factor activity. The transcript has 14 exons. Lineage: Eukaryota; Metazoa; Arthropoda; Insecta; Diptera; Drosophilidae.
AAACACGGCCAGUUUUUUAAAACAUUUUAUUCGAAUAGGUCGUGUUGCGGACUAGCCCCAACAUUUCGUGCCCAACAAGACUCCCCAAAUCGUUGGAGCUCGUUCGCGCGGAUAAUCUGAAGUUAGCGGCAAAUCGAAAUACUGCCGAAAAAUCGCCAUCAACACCUCAGACACACGUAAAUUACGAAAAAUCAAGCCGCUAAUAAAAAGUGUGGAAACAGCUGUGUUUAGCUCAUUAAAAGAUAUUGUUUAUAAUCCACGAGAUGCCAGAAGGCUGCUAAAUAUAUUUGCUGUGGGUGUUGUGUUAUUUUUGCAAGCCUCCUUUGCCCCCCUGUGUUUUUGCAAAAGGGGCGUGGGAAUUUUAGCGUGCGUGUGUUGGUGUUUUGUGUAUAACAUGGAUAUAAAAGAAUUUCACAGAUAAAUCCUUCUGCAACGAAAUUAAGUGUUGAAUAUAAUAACUUGACAGAUUCGGUGAAAAAAGUAGAGAAAGGUGAAGGAAAAGUCGGAGAGGCAAGGAUAUCGUAUUAGUCAUCGCUGGCAGCGGCGUCGGCUGCGCAGUCGGCAGCGCAUCCUGACCGUCUGUGCGUGUGUACGUGUGUAUGUGCCUCUAUUUUUGUACUUCUGCCGGUUUUCGCACAAAACCAAAAAAAGGGAGACCCAAACAACAACAACUUGUUUGUUUCCUUUAUCCCUCUUCCUGAAGGAGAGGAAAAGAGAGCAGGAUGGAGCGGAAAUUUACGCGCGGGUUAAAUAAGCUCGGCUCAGCAGUGCAGAUGAGAGAGAAUGUCUCUCAGCUGGUGCGAGAGAGCGCUGUUUUGAACAAGCCAAUGGUGGUGGAGCCAAUCGACUUUGAAGCCUUUAUAGCCAAAAAUAAAACUGUUAUCCAAAAUGAUCCGCAGAGGGAGCUGCUCAUCUAUCCCGCUGACGAUGUCUCGGAGAUUGUCAUGCCUCGCAAACAGCGAACAAAUGCCAAAUCGGUGGCAGAUAGAUUCGAUCCUCCCAACGAGGCGAUAGUUUGUCCCCUCCAUGGUCCUUCUAUCAUUGGAAAUGGCAAUGGACACAGUCAAGUGAGUCGACAGGGGAGCAUUCAGUCGAAUGGAAGCCAUCACAAUAGCAAUGGCAAUGGACACACCAGCAGCAGCAGCAACAGCAGUUUGACCAACUCCAAUGGUCAUGGGCAACUCUCGAGAAAGAGUUCACAGUGCUCCAAUGGCUCCUCCAGUCACAAGGAUUCCUCGUACGAGUCAGCUCUCUCCUCGAUCACUCUACGUUCAAAUUUGGCUCAGCCGGAGGAGAUUGAUGAGUUUGGAGACGAUGGACAUGGUGAGGAUUUGGUGGAUGGACAUGCUCAUGGAUCCAGAGCGGAGUGCACCCGAUUCACUCGUCAAGCUCUAUACACCUACAGAGCCAAAAAUCAUUUGAUUCAUUAUAAAUACAAUGCCUACGGCGGAAAUUGCCAUGAUCUUCCCAGUAUUUCCCCUGCUGAGGAACUAUUGGAGGAGGUCUACGAAAUCGAUGCAGAUCAGGAUCGAAUUGACGAGCAGAUGACUCGCUCCCAGGCGGACACCAUUACCAAGCAGGGAUAUCUCCUUAAAGGACCUGAUUCAGCCUCAGAUCGAAUGUUUGCCAAUAUUGGCAACAAGUCCUUUAAGCGUCGCUAUUGCUAUCUACGCCAGGAGAUUGAUGGCACCUAUAUCUUGGAACUGCACAAGGACGAAAAGCAGGGCGAAGCCAAGGCCACAAUAGUCAUGGACUUUUGCACCGAUGUGGUGCAGAAUCCCAAACGUGGUCGCUUUUGCUUUGAACUCCGCAUGACAACGGGCCAUAAAUCCUUUACCCUGGCUGCUGAAAACGAGCAGGACUUUAAGGACUGGCUUAGCAAAAUCAACUCGGUAUUGGCCCAAAAUCGCGCCCAAGAAGAGAAACGAAACGCUUCACUGGAGCGUCAGCCCUCUGUCAACUCGAAUCCAAGUCCGCAGCUCCAACCGCCAGCAAUGGAACCACAAACCUUUGGCACCCUGAAGGGUUUGGAUCAAUCACUGCAUCCUCAACUGAUGAAAUAUGGAAGGGAAACGGAUCAUUCGAUUGCCUUGGCCAGGAGGGAACAGCGUCGUCGGUUGUUUGCCUGCUAUCAAUCGCCAGCCAAAAGCAGUGGCACUGAUAAUGUUGAGCAGUAUCGCGAGCACUUUGGCACAAGAUUACUGCUCACCUGCCACAAUCUACGCUUUCGACUGCAGUGCAUCCCGCAGGAUGAGGGAGCUCCAGCUGGAGUUGAACAGCAAGUGGAGCCCUAUAUCACCAGCUUAGCUCUUUACGACGCCAAGGCGAAUCGGAAGUUAAGCGAGAACUUUUAUUUCAAUGUGAACGAGCAGUGGGCGGCUCAGUUGUUACCGAAUACGCCAGUUCCUUCGUCUGUUGCUGGAUGUGGAGUUCCUAGGAAGUCAGCGGAGGGCGAUGAGAGGAGCUCUGCCUCCCAGGCACCUCACUCCUUAUUCGAUGGAGUCUCCGCGGAGUUGCUACGUGCGAAUCGCCAGCAAUUCCAGCAGUUGAGACAAUGUUUACUUUCAGUCACUGCGCCACAUGCAGAUAUCUACUUGGUGGUAAGAGUGGAGAAACUCCUGCAAUCUGGAAUAGCCCAAGCUGCGGAACCUUAUCUAAAAGCCGGCAAGGAUCCCAAACUCGGUCAAAAGGUCUACAAAGCGGCAAAGAGUUGCGCCCAGCACAUUGGACAUUACAGACAGCCAUUUGCCUGGGCAGCCAGACCACUGUUCAAGCAAUACAGCCAUGAACUGGAUGUUGAUCCCAAGAAGGAGUUCGAAUUCAGUCCUAUUUACCGCCAGGAAUUGCCCAAACUCAAAGAUGACGAGCUGUUAAAGCUCUUGGCCGAGUUCCGCAAGCCUGAGAAGCUGAGCAAACUAACCAUCAUUCCGGGAAGCUUGAAGAUGCAAAUGCAGUUCAUCGAUCAAACCACGCCUUGUGGCUUGAGUAAAUCCCUGGCUCCCUUGUCCACAUUUAGUCCGAAUUCCAAGCAGUCGCCCACACUCGAGUUGGCCGAAUUCCAGAGUCAAAGUGAACGGGAUGCGCAUCCUUAUACGAGUUUCUGUAAUCACCUGUAUGUGUAUCCACUGAGCUUGCAGUUCGACAGCCAGAAAUUAUUCUCGAGGGCGAGGAAUAUCACGGUUGUGGUUGAGCUGAGGGAUGGCGAUGGAGAGUACAGCAAACCUCUGAAGUGCAUCUAUGGUCGUCCUGGUCAGGAUCUUCUGGUAUCCCAGAUAGCCUGCCCGGUGCUGCAUCACAAUGUGACGCCCACUUGGUACGAGGAGAUCAAGCUGCGCCUUCCGUUGGGACUCUUUCCGGAACACCACCUCCUGUUCUCCUUCUACCACGUGUCCUGUAAUCUCAGCAAGAAGCGGGAUGCAAAUGCGGCGUUUGAGACCCCCAUUGGUUAUGCCUGGUUGCCAUUGCUGCAGAAGAAUCGGAUUUGCCUGGAGGAACAGCAGCUGCCGGUGGCUGCCACUUUGCCAGUGGGCUAUCUAUCCAUUCAGCCCUUGGGUUGGGGCAAGGGGCAGAACUGCGGUCCGGAUAUCCAGUGGAUCGACAAUCAGAGGAAUCUCUAUACGGUGGGAUUGCGUUUGGACUCAACGGUUCUCACGGCGGAUCAGCAUUUGCACAACUUCUUUGGACAUUGUGAACGAUUGCUGGAGGGUGGAAAAACGGGAGCAGUUCCGGCGGAAACGGAAACGUGCAAGAUCCUCAAAGCAGCCCAUGCGAUUGAUAUGAAAUCGUUGAUUAACUAUCUACCCACGCUCCUUAAUGAGCUGUUCACUCUGUUGGUUCACACUCAGUCGGAGGAAAUAGGAUUGAAUGUAAUCCGCCUGAUAACAAACAUUAUCCAUUUGAUAAGCGACCAAGCCAAGAGACCCGAUCUUUUGGCCGCCUACGUGAAGUAUGUGUUCCAUGCGCCUUACUACAGCCAACAAACUGCUCGACAAAGAACUGUCCACGGAGAACUCUGCAGGCACUUGCCCUACCUUUUAAAUCCCACGAAUCCGGAUUUCUUGAUCGUUAACAAAUUCAUGAGAUACUCCUCCAUAUUCUUCGAUCUGAUUGUGAAGAGUAUGGCGCAGCAUUUGCUGGCCACUGGAAGGAUUCGAAUGUUGCGCAACGAACGGUUUCCCAAGGAGUACGCCGAUCGAGUGGAGCAGUUGAUGAAAGCACUGAUGCAAUACAUAACUACUCGAUUUGAGGACUUGGCUGAGGAAACUCUAAUACUGAAUCGCUCCUUGGCAAAGUUUGUGCGCCAGUGUCUGAGUUACAUGGACAGAGGAUUUGUCUUCCGCCUCAUUCGCUGUUAUAUGGCAGAGUUUUCGCCGGGAAAUCCCAGGAUUCUCCACGAAUACAAGUUCAACUUUCUGCAGGAGAUCUGCCAGCAUGAGCAUUAUGUGCCACUCAAUCUGCCAUUUGUGUUGAACCCGAAGAACAGACCUCCUGAGAUGAUGCAGCACUUCACCCUUUCGGAGCAAUUCUGCAGGCAGCACUUCUUGUCGGGAUUGCUGCUCCAGGAAUUGAAGAGCAGUCUGAAUGAAGUGGGUCAUGUGAGAAGACACGCUCUGGGAAUCUUCAAAGAUCUGCUGGCGAAACACGAGUUGGAUAACCGAUACCAGCAGAGGGGCCAGCUCUCGAGGAUUGCCUUACUCUAUGUUCCUUGGCUGGGCGUUGUGAUGGACAACAUCCAUCGGAUCGAUGACUUAUCGGAAUCUGGAGCUUCUACCCCCAAUGGACAUGUUUAUGCGGAUUCCGCUUCCUACACCAAACGCUUGAGUUGUUCUAGUAGCUAUGUGUUCAGCAAGGACUCCUCCACUUUUGGCUCCUUGACCUCCACUCCGCGUUCAAAGAAUCGCUUGACUGUGCACUGUGAUCAACCGAGUCCUUAUCGGACCUCGGUUCACAUGAAGGAGCACAACUACUUGGCUGCCAUUGCAGGUCAACCCAUCAGCAAUGGCAUCUCGAAUCUAUCACUGAAUUCGAAUACGGAUUCAGGGCAUUCUCAGGAUACAACCACAAUUGGUGCCUACACCAAUGGCGACACAGAUGUGGCGCUUCGAAAUGGACACAAUCGCUCGGUGAGCGUUACCCACGCACAGAUCCUCUCCCGUUGCGACAAGUUCAGUUCGGUGGAGAGCAAGGACCUGCUCCUCGGUUUCCUGUUCAUCAUCAAGCACCUCUCACAAGAUCAAAUGGUCGCCUGGUGGCAGAACUGCAAUGAAUCCGAAACCCUGCAGUUCCUCUCCAUUCUGGAUCUCUGCCUGCUGCAAUUCCGCUAUGUGGGAAAGAAGAGUGUUGUGAUCACUCCGGAUUCUCGUUCAGGACGCUCGGCCAAGGCCAACACUCUGCCAGCCAGGACACAACCGCCCACAGGAGUGGAAAAUGGCAACCAGGAGCAGCAGCCGAAUAGUGGAACUCUAAAUCAACCCAGGGAAAAUCUGUUGGAGGACAUGGAUUGCUUAGCUAAGAGUCAGUUGGCUCUCUAUGAAUCCAAUUUGGCCACUGAAGUGGGAAUGAUAAUCUUAGAUUGUUUGGGCAUGUAUGUCCUGCAGUUCAGACAACUCCUGGCUGACAGCUUAAUCCUGCCCAAGGUGGCUAGAGUUUAUCUGAGAUUUCUGCAGUUGGGUCAAUCGGAGAGGCUCUCGAAACACGUCUUCGCCGCUUUGAGAGCGUUUAUAAACAACUACGCCGUGGCCUUGUUCAAAGGAAAUGCCAUGUUGUGUGGUCAGAUGGUUUAUGAACUCCUAAAAGCCUGCGAUAGUCGCCUGGUAGAGAUUCGCCAUGAAUCCUGUGCCGUUUUGUAUCUACUGAUGCGCAGUAACUUUGAAUUUAGUGGAAGGAAAGCCUUAACUCGAGUUCACUUGCAAGUGAUUAUCUCUGUAUCGCAGAUGAUUGGCAAUGUGAUUGGACUGAACAAUGCCAGAUUCCAGGAGAGUUUGUCCAUCAUCAACAGCUAUGCGAAUAGCGACAAGGCGAUGAAGGGCACAGGUUUCCCCAUGGAGGUGAAGGAUCUAACGCGCCGAGUGCGCACUGUACUUAUGGCCACUGCCCAAAUGCAGGCUCAUCAUAUGGAUCCCGAGAGGUUGCUGGAACUGCAGUAUUCCCUGGCUAACUCGUAUGCCUCUACGCCAGAACUCCGACACACUUGGCUGGUCACAAUGGCCAGAAAUCACGAACAGAAUGGAAAUCUCUCGGAGGCAGCCUGCUGCCAUCUCCAUAUUGCUGCUCUGAUGUGCGAGUAUCUUCGAUUGAGAGGAGGUUGCAGUCUCAGUUGGUCAUCCACUGCCUUUGGCAAGAUCUCUAGAAAUAUUCCGCUAGACGAGCAGGGUCUUAAACUGGAUGCUGGCGCCCAGGACUCGCAGUACACGGAACAAAUGCUCCUGGAGCAGCUGAAGCAGUGCGCCGACUUCCUCGACCGCGCUGAAAGAUUCGAGUGCCUCGGAGAGCUCUACAAACUCAUUCUGCCAAUGUACGAAAGGGAUCGCAGCUUCGUGGAGCUGGCCCACUGCUACGAACACUUAACUCAGGCCUACAAUAAAAUUGUGGAGGUGAAUCGUUCGGGAAAGCGAAUGUUGGGUCGCUUCUACAGAGUUGUAUUCUACGGAAUGAUAUACUUUGAAGAAGAUCAUGCCAUAGAGUACGUCUAUAAAGAACCCAAGCUAACUUCUCUAAGUGAAAUCUCUGAGCGACUGGCUAAACAGUACAAGGAUAAGUUUGGAGCGGAUGUGGUGAAAAUGAUCAUGGAUUCAUCACCGGUUAAAGUAGACGAAUUGGACCCCAAACUGGCCUACAUACAGGUAACCCAUGUGAUUCCUUUCUUCUCAAAGGACGAACUCGACCAGCGGCUAAAUGAAUUUGAGCAAAAUCACGAUGUGGACACGUUUAUGUAUGAAACGCCUUUCACCAAAUCGGGAGCAGCCCGUGGCAGCGUUGAAGAGCAGUGGAAACGCAAGACGGUUAUAAAAACUCAAUACUCCUUUCCUUACGUUCUAAAACGUAUACCCGUAAAAUCUCGCGAAAUCAUCGAACUGAGUCCCAUCGAGGUGGCCAUCGAUGAGAUGCAAUCCAAGGUUUCAGAGCUGGAGGAGAUCAUCCUCCCGCCAGCCGACGUGAAGAAAUUGCAGCUGCGUCUGCAGGGAAGUGUGGCUGUGACUGUGAACGCUGGUCCUUUAGCCUACGCCCACGCCUUUCUGGAUGCCAAGGUGGUCAACAACUUUUCACUGGAUCGCGUCGGAGAUCUAAAGGAUGUCUUCCGCGACUUCAUUGUGGUCUGCCAGAAGGCCCUGUUCCUGAACGAGCGGAUCAUCAGUGCGGACCAAAAGGAGUACCACCACGUGCUGAAGGAGAACUACGAGAAGCUGUGCCAGGCGCUCAGUGAGUUGCUCGACGACGAGUCCUUCCAGCCACUCGGCGACGAUGCCGACAGCAUAAAUCAGCGCAACAGCAUGGCUUUGUUCAAUGCGAUCAGUGGCGCCUCCCAUAACUCAAGACCGUAUUUUGUUGAGCAAAAUACCAGCAACAACACCCACCACCACCACAACCACCACAGUUCCCACAUAAACACACAGAACUCCACACACCAUUCAUAACCGAUAACCGAACUAUAUAAAUUCUGUGCUAAACGACCAGUUCCAUAAGUUCCAGUUAACCGAAAUCACUUGUUAAUUUCUAUGACUACGCUAAGCGACUAAGUUCUUAAAUUCCCUAUUGAUUGUUGUUAGAUUUUUAUGUUGAACGAUUCGAUUGAUUUGUAUUUCAAAUUUACAACCCUCUAAUAUAUUUGUAUAUUUUUUAUAGCAUGCGUGAAAUCUGACGAAGCACGAAACUAGUUUUUAAUUUAGUUUUAAGCUUGUAUAUUAUUAUUUUGACUUUAUUUUACCGGAUUUUUGUAAAUCUUUGAUUUAAUAUUUUUGUAAGCGAUCGGCCAAUGAUGCACUCUAUGCAACCUGUACCAGUUACUUUACUAGAUCAAAUCUGCUAACUUUGUGUCUUCUUCUAAACUCGAAAUGGCUAAAAAGAACCGUUUGAUAAUUUAAUUAUUCCUAAAGGUAAAUGAAAUUAGUUUUAGUGUUAACAAACUAGGCAAAUAAGUUCCCGCGAGCAACAGAACUUACCAAAGUAUUCAGAUAAAGGAAAUACCUAUUAAACAGAUCUACUGAUAUAUAUAUUUACAUACAUGCAUUUUCUAGUGAAAUCGUAUAAUGAACUAAAUAAAAAGAUAUACGCAUUAAAUGUUAAAA